AGAAGAACCCCAAACAAUAAACAACAAAAAGCAAGACGAGACCACAAAAUGUCCACCGCAACGCCAGCUCGGCGUUCCGCCGUUCCACCACCUCCGCGUCCGCCUGUGAAAGUCUACCCUGGCGCAGUGUUUCCCGAGAGCAGUAUCUUCAUGAUCGGCUACUAUCCGUUGACAAUUGAGCCACACGCCGUCGUACACCCUCGUGUCAGAUUUACGACACUUCAUGGACCUGUACGAAUUGGACCGGGCGCGAUCAUCUCCGAGAAAAGCAUGAUCGGAGUACAAUAUACAGAGCAGAAACAGCAGAAGCAACAACAGCAACAGCCAGAGCAGAUUCCUCCCGCCACAAGAACAACGGUACCAGGACAAGGCCAAGGCCAGGCGCAAGAACAAGGGGAAAGCUCAGAAGGAGAGAAAUCUCAAGCUCGCAAAGUUGAAAGCGUGACGCUUGAGCGCGGUGUCAUCAUCGAGCCAGGCGCGUACGUCGAGGCAGAACUUGUUCGAGAAGGGACUGUAAUCGAAGCUGGUGCGAAGAUCGGCAGAGGUUGUCAUAUUGGACGGUUUUGCAAGAUAUGCCCGUACAUAACUAUUCCUCCUGGGGAAAACUUGCCAGAUUAUACGGUCGUUUAUGGCAAUGGUGAGGGCGAGCGCCGCAUCGACCAUGCAGGCGCAACGGAGCCAGGUCUUGAUGAGCUCAGGCUGCGCAUGAGUAGCGUUCAUGUUAAUUUAUUGAAGAAGUUGGUCCAAGUUCCACCGAAGAAGGGUUGAUGGAGUAUAUUUGUAUCUGAUAGCCCGGGAGAGCGUGCUCUCAGAAUGGGAGUUAAUGAUGCAGAGCAGAUAUUAAUGAACAUUAUGCGGUGUUACGAGGAGUUGUUAUUAUGGAAUCGAGUUCUUUGGCAUUGACAAUGGAUGGAUAGGCAUUUUGCAAGGCGCAGGAAGGAUUGGGAAAGGGGGCAAAGGCAAUACGGUCUGCUUAUUAGAAGAAUAUUCUUUGGAGAUUUACUUCAUACCCUCUGUUUAGUACAUAGAGAUUGCAAUGGUUUUUAGUUGAAUGUACAUCCAACAGGGUCGUAGCUAGGUACGAUGAUCAAAGGAAGGGAUUGGGAUUUGGAC
This is a messenger RNA of Xylona heveae TC161, 1113 nucleotides long. RefSeq lists its product as hypothetical. NCBI's taxonomy places the organism in Eukaryota, Fungi, Ascomycota, Xylonomycetes, Xylonales, Xylonaceae. Gene Ontology annotation, cellular component: dynactin complex. Gene Ontology annotation, biological process: mitotic spindle organization. The transcript has 2 exons. The record is from RefSeq and is a predicted model, not a curated record. Gene Ontology annotation, molecular function: dynein complex binding. The coding region runs from base 49 to 768 and encodes 239 amino acids.